Molecule: messenger RNA, 907 nt
Organism: Theobroma cacao (cacao)
Lineage: Eukaryota; Viridiplantae; Streptophyta; Magnoliopsida; Malvales; Malvaceae
Product: late embryogenesis abundant protein At1g64065-like
Biological process (GO): defense response to other organism
Cellular component (GO): plasma membrane
Source: RefSeq, a predicted model, not a curated record
ACAAAGCCCACAUUGGUCAUCUCAUUCUUAUAUCUGUUAAGCGCUUGGAAAAUUUUUCUCAGCUUCUGAAUUAGCAUACAAAAAAACAUGGAGGCGAAGAGUCAAUCCCCAUAUCCUUUGGUACCGGCUGCCAAUGGCCAUGAACGAAGUGACGAAGAGUCUGUCGCGGCUCACUCGAAAGAGCUAAAGAAAAAGAAGCGAAUGAAGUGCCUGUUGUAUAUAGUAUUAUUUGCUGUGUUCCAAACCGGAAUCAUAUUGCUUUUUGCCUUAACGGUUAUGCGCAUCAGAAACCCAAAGUUCCGGGUGCGGUCAGGUUCAUUUACAACUUUCAACGUUGGAACCGAGGCUUCCCCUUCGUUUGAUUUGCAAAUGAAUACUCAAUUCACGGUAAAGAACACAAACUUUGGUCACUUUAAGUAUGAAGGUGGUCUUGUCACGUUCGCGUACAGGGGCACACCGGUUGGCCGGGCCACUAUUCAGAAGGCUCGAGCCAGGGCUAGAUCAACGAAAAAGGUUGAUGUUGUGGUGGAGUUAAGCUCCAACGGUUUGCCAAAUACUAAUGAGUUGGGAAGAGAUAUUAGCGCCGGGGUUCUAACCCUCACUAGCUCUUCAAAGUUGGAUGGGAAGAUUCAUCUCAUGAAGGUGAUCAAGAAGAAGAAGUCUACCCAAAUGAAUUGUACCAUGGACGUUGCCAUUGACACAAGAACAGUACGAAAUAUUAUAUGCAAAUGAUAUGCUAUGUUGUUUAGGUUAUGGAUUUCCAUUUUUGCCCUGCUAUUUUGUUUUCCUUUUCACUUUCUUGGUAAUAUUGUGUGUUUCUUUGUCUUUUAUUUUCCUUUUGCACCAAGGGAGACAUAUAUGUUUGUUGAUAUAAUUAUAGUCUCCCGCGUGUCUAUUCUUUUUUGUU